Aspergillus eucalypticola CBS 122712 is the source of this 522-nucleotide messenger RNA. RefSeq lists its product as uncharacterized. The record is from RefSeq and is a predicted model, not a curated record. The transcript has a single exon. Bases 98 to 421 code for a protein of 107 amino acids. NCBI's taxonomy places the organism in Eukaryota, Fungi, Ascomycota, Eurotiomycetes, Eurotiales, Aspergillaceae.
CAGACACUCUAUAGAAUAAAGAAGGCGACCACUAGCUAGCAUAGAGUUCUGUCAUAUCAUAAGAUUUUGCCUUGUCGUGUGGUUCGACAACGGUAGCAUGCGCAUCAUAUUUGUGGUGGUGGUAUUGUGUGUAGCUGAAACGUACUGUAGAGGCUUUCAGUUGCAGUGCGGCCAACUGCCUGAGCUGGAACUGUCACAUGGCAACCAGCCAAAGGGGCCCGUGACCACAAGUUCACCAGAGGAGGUUGACUUUGAGACCAAUAUGUGGCACAAUAGUAUCCAUGGACAUGACUCGACAGCGAGUCCUGUGUGGUCUUCUUCUUUCCGCCCCCCACCAAAUUCAAACCUACCAAAUGCCGUAGAGUAUUAUUCUGUUUGGGACAAUCAUGCUAAAUACUUCAAUUGUAGCAAAGAGCCGUAGCUGGGACAUAUUAGAGACCGGCCCACUAGGACAUGAUCUGCAGAUCUACAAUGAUCUCCGGUGCAGAUAUACGGUACGUGCGCCAUGGUCGAGCCAGCCAC